UCCAAAGCAUCCGAAGAGUGAUCGGAAACUUCUAGAAGCAUCUAGAACUAAUUAAGCGCUCUCCUGAGUCCUGACAUAUAGGCGAUCGAGUCAUCGAGAUGGAGAGGGUGACGAAGCUGGCGUCGGAGCGGGCGGUGGUGGUGUUCACGGCGAGCAACUGCGGCAUGUGCCACGCCGUGACGAGCCUCCUCGGCGAGCUGGGCGUCAACGCCGCCGUGCACGAGCUGGACAGGGACCCCCGCGGCCGGGACAUGGAGAGGGACCUCGCCCGGCGCCUCGGCCCGCCCGUAGUGCCGGCAGUCUUCAUCGGCGGCAACCUCGUCGGCGGCGCCAACAGGGUCAUGUCGCUGCACCUCGCCGGCGAGCUCGUCCCCAUGCUCAAGAACGCCGGCGCGCUCUGGCUCUAGCAUGCAGUAACGACUAUGUAACGCAAGGCCAGGUUUUUUUAUGCCCUCUGCUGAGAAUAAAUGGAGUGCUGCAAUGGUCUAAUCUUCCGGUGGUUACUGUAAAUGUCGUC
Molecule: messenger RNA, 517 nt
Organism: Oryza brachyantha (malo sina)
Lineage: Eukaryota; Viridiplantae; Streptophyta; Magnoliopsida; Poales; Poaceae
Product: glutaredoxin-C10
Exons: 2
Coding region: 99-407 (102 amino acids)
Source: RefSeq, a predicted model, not a curated record